AUGGUUAGAGGCACUAGAGGUUAUUUGGCACCAGAAUGGGUUAGUAAUCACCCUAUAACUGUAAAAGCUGACGUUUACAACUAUGGAAUGCUUCUUUUAGAGAUCAUUGGUGGCAGGAGAAAUCUUGACAUGUCCUUUGGUGCUGAGGACUUUUUCUAUCCUGGUUCGGCUUACAAGGAUGUUGCUGCCAAAUGCAAGGUUAGUUGGCUUCUAUUUAGCAUAGUUAUUUUUCCUGUUAACCCUGAUAAGAUUUUGCAAUUAUUGCUUCUUUAUGAAUUUGAUCAUCUUCUUGUUGCACUUGUUCUCAACCCACAACUGAGGAAUCAAUAUCUCCAAACCUAUGUAAGAAAAAUUCAAUUAUUUGGAACAAUGUAUAAGAGAAAGCUUAAUGAUGGAACCCUUGUGGCUAUAAAGCAUGUCAAGAAGGAUUUACAAAACAAAAACUUGGCUGAGUUCAAGAAUGAAAUAAACACCUUGUCGAAAAUUUGA
Molecule: messenger RNA, 489 nt
Organism: Glycine soja
Lineage: Eukaryota; Viridiplantae; Streptophyta; Magnoliopsida; Fabales; Fabaceae
Product: probable serine/threonine-protein kinase PBL19
Exons: 4
Coding region: 1-489 (162 amino acids)
Biological process (GO): protein phosphorylation
Molecular function (GO): protein kinase activity; ATP binding
Source: RefSeq, a predicted model, not a curated record